This is a messenger RNA of Chrysemys picta bellii (western painted turtle), 3853 nucleotides long. Lineage: Eukaryota; Metazoa; Chordata; Testudines; Emydidae. The record is from RefSeq and is a predicted model, not a curated record.
CAUGCAGGAGAACUAUGAGAAUGUGACCUCGCUGGGCUACAGAGUAAUGUCCACGUUUCUCUCCACAUCAUCCCAUCCUCCCACGGGGAAGGAAAUGGCUGCAAUGGAGCUGGCUCAGAGACUGGUGACUUUCGAGGAGGUGGCUGUGUAUUUCACCAGGGAAGAGGGGGCUCUCCUGGAUGCCACUCAAAGAGCCCUCUACAGGGAUGUCAUGCAGGAGAACUAUGAGAUGGUGGUCUUGCUGGGGUUUCCAGUUUCCAAACCUGAUGUGAUCUCGCAUUUGGAACAAGGGGAAGAGCCCUGGGUCCCAGACCUCCUGGGCUCUGAGAAAGAAGUGUUCCCAAGAGCUGCCUGCACAGGUGUUGGGAUGGUGAGUGAGAACAAGGAGAAACCCCAGCAGGAAGAUGCUGAGCAAGUAGAACCACAUGGGACGUUAUCAGUAAGAUCCAAAGGGAAUGUUUCCAGGAGUUGUGCACUCCCAGAAAAAGAAAAAGCCUCUGAGAGUCAGCACAGGCCAGAGGAAAACUUCAAUAGCCACUCAGACCUUAUUACAAGCGAAAGAAUCAACUUGGAAGGAACACACUACACAUGCCAUGAGUGUGGGAAAAGCUUCAAUGGGAGCUCUGACCUUCUCAAACAUCAGAGAAUCCACAGAGGAGAGAGACCCUACAUAUGUCCUGAAUGUGGGAAAAGGUUCAAUUGGAGCUCAGCCCUUAUCACACAUAGGAGAAUCCACACGGGUGAGAAACCUUAUGGAUGCUCUGUGUGUGGGAAAUGCUUCAAUCGGAGCUCACACCUUAUCAGACAUAGGACAGUCCACAUGGGUGAGAAACCUUAUGGAUGCUCUGUGUGUGGGAAAUGCUUCAAUCGGAGAUCAAACCUUACCGCACAUAGGAGAAUCCACAUGGGUGAGAAACCUUAUGAAUGCCCAGAGUGUGGGAAAUGCUUCAUUGAUAGUUCAGCCCUCAUCUCACAUCAGCGAAUCCACACAGGAGAGAGGCCCUACAUAUGCGCUGAGUGUGGGAAAAGCUUUAGUCAGAACUCAUACCUUAUCACACAUCAUAGAAUUCACACAGGAGAGAAACCCUACACAUGCUCUGAGUGUGGGAAACGCUUCAUUGGUAGUUCAGCCCUUACCAAACAUAAGAGAAUCCACACUGGUGAGAGACCUUACACAUGCUCUGAGUGCGGGGAAAGCUUUAAUCAGAGCUCUGUCCUGAUCACACAUAGGAGAAUCCACACAGGUGAGAAACCUUAUGGAUGCUCUGAGUGUGGGAAAUGCUUCAGUCGGAGCUCACAACUUAUCACACAUAGGAGAAUCCACACUGGAUAGAAACCCUACACAUACUCUGAAUAAGGGUAACGCUUCAGUUAUAGCUCAUCCCUUACCACAGAUCAGAGAAUCCACCCAGAAGAGAUGCUGUACACAUGCUCUGAGUGUGGAAAAUGCUUCAAUCAGAGCUCAAGCCUUAUUAGACAUCAGAAAAUCCACAUGAGAGAGAACUGUAACAAAUGCCUUGACUAGGGCUGGCCAAAGAUUUUUUUUUAAAACACAUUUGUUAAUUCCCACAUAGCAAUAUUUGCACUAUCAUCACCAUGGUCUCUCAGCUCCCCCAGAUGAGUUGCCUGGUUCUGCCUUUUGCAGCUCAUCCUUCUUUGGGGUCAGUCAUCUGAUCUUUUCUAUCAACUCCUUUUGAGUCAUAGGAGUGUGUGUCACUCCAGCCAGGAAUGUUCAUCAACUCCAAGUGAGAGACAGAGAAUUGAUCCCAAUAAGCUACACUGCAGCAAAAACUACCUGUGCCUUAAAUCCACUAGGACUGUACAUGGCAUUGGCUGCUCAUUUAAGUGAUCUUGGUGUAAAAAGACAAUUAUAGUUGUAGAGGAGAUGUAGCCCAGGUGCAGUGGUUGGCAUUAGCUUUCCCCUUGACCUGACCUAAACUCCAUCACUUUUCCUAGUCUAAACAAAUCCUGAGCAUCAGGGUUAUACUGUUCCCCCAUUUCAAAGCAAUUGUUAGUCAUCAAGUUCCCCCUUCGGGAACAAAUUAUUUCAUUCCCAGUUGCUUUGAUGUUGCUUCAGGUUGUGCUGGAGAGCAGAUAUUUUUACUACCAUUUUCCUCACUUAAAAUAUAUUGAACUAUAACAAAGAGCAGGAAUAGGGCAGGGAUAGGGAAAAAUGUCAUUUCCCCUCUGUAACAACAGAAGAAGAUAGGAUAAGUAAGUCAGAGGGAUUCCCUUAUUCCCCAUCACCAUCCCAAUCCCCCUGUUUUUCAAUUGGUUAGGCAAAUAUUUUCUCUAAAGGGCUGGGAAGAGGAUUCAUGCAUUGCGCUCCCAAAGCAGUUGUGAGCCAGGCCCUGCAGGAAGUUGCUCCUGAAGAUAUCUCCUUCCUGAUCAGGUGCAUGUUGCCUUUUAUUUGGGAAAUGCAAUCCCUAUCUUGGUAGAGAUGGGAAAAAUGGAAAUGACAUUUCUGUUCAGCUCACCCCUGGGAGAUGCUGCAAAUGUGUAGAAAAUGAAGUCCAUGUUGAAUGUGAUAUAGCUGCAGAAAGAUACCUAUUUUUAAUAGAUACCUGACAUUUGAUGUCUUACGGGGAUUCUAAGACGCACCUGAAUUUAGUCCCUAUUUAAAUCUGUGCCAUCAGAUUAAAGAAAUAAAAGCGCAUAUUUGGGGGAGUUAUACCUCACUAUUGCUACUGAUAUGUUGUGUGUUUGGUGAAGAAUUCUACACCAGAGAAGUGUAAAAUUACUCCAAGUAAAGUCAAAGAUUUGACAAGAACUCAGAUAGAAAUUGCAGGUACUAAUGGUUGAUUUUCACUCCAGAGAUGGAAGCUAUGGUAACCUUUGGUCCAGGUAAACUAUUUUUAGAAUGUUGCUCCCCAGUUAAGUGGUAUUGAUCAUGGUCCUAAAGGAUGUAUUGAUUAAAUUGUGAAUAAUUGUCCUUUACCAUUUGGAUCCAAAGUUUCAUGAAGCACAGCGAGAAACAGCUGAUUCCUUCAGAGCCAUUCCAUGCCUAUGGGUCCCCAUCUGGCUGCCUUGUUGGACAAGAAGCACUUCCAUGCUGUGCAAAUGAUGGUAGCCAAUGGGUGUGUGUGUGUAUCAGAUUCCUUGUUCUGACUGCAGGAUACAUGAAUGCUGAGUCCAUUGUCUGUGAUUUGGUCUCUUAGUUUUGCUCUUGAAUCUAACGCAUUUGUAUCACUUCUCCACCUCCUGAUACUUUGAAAGAUUAGAAAGUGUGAAAGUAGAGCAGAGGUGUUUUUUCUCAUAAUGCAACCUUCCCAUGUAGUGUGAGACCCCUUCCACUCACACUUAUGGGAGAAGACCCAGGGAUAAAUGAACUCACAGAAAUGGAAGGCUCCUAGGUUAUUGUAGAAUUCGACUUCACACAAAGCUCACUGGGUGGAAAUGGGAAAUAAGAGAAAACUGCCCUAUAGGUUUAUAUUUUGUAAUAUUUGAAUAAAUUGUUAUCAGCGACAAUGUAAUUAAAUAGUUAAUUAGUGUAAAGUAAGAGGCUGAUUAUGUGAUAACUUUCAGUGUUACAAUAUAAUUCAGGUUUUAUUCUAGUUUUCUCCCUGCCCCCUCCUACUAUAUAGGAAAUGGUGGCUAAUCCUGAAAUUAAAACCUCACUCCAAAGGAAUUAGAGUGGGGGAAUAUGUGAGAGAAAUAGCAUGUAUGAGAAUAGAGACCCAGUAUAGACUGUAAUUAUUUCUAUUUCAAAUGGAAUUUAUUUUGAUAAACUUUAAAAUAAAUUUUCUGUUAAGAUGAAAAUUUCUUGAGACAAGAUAUGUAACCUUUUACCCAGUUAGAGGGUAAAAGCCACAGAGUUCCAGUUCACUUGUUUGCUUAACAAAGACACAUCGGG